Prunus persica (peach) is the source of this 1701-nucleotide messenger RNA. Its product is annotated as E3 ubiquitin-protein ligase SINAT2. Gene Ontology annotation, cellular component: cytoplasm. The coding region runs from base 380 to 1237 and encodes 285 amino acids. The record is from RefSeq and is a predicted model, not a curated record. Gene Ontology annotation, molecular function: ubiquitin protein ligase activity; zinc ion binding; protein binding. Lineage: Eukaryota; Viridiplantae; Streptophyta; Magnoliopsida; Rosales; Rosaceae. The transcript is spliced from 4 exons. Gene Ontology annotation, biological process: ubiquitin-dependent protein catabolic process; multicellular organism development.
CAGAAACCGAAUAUUUUAUUUUCAAAACACAUAAGAAACAAAAAGAAAACCAAAAUAAAAUAACAAAACAAAAACACAUUUAGUGAUUCUGAAGCAUACAGACAACAAAGGCCAUCGAUGGCCAGCACCGAUGCGAGCAAGGCACUCUUUUUCUUCAAUUUCCAUAUCCGGAAAUAGCAUGUCCAUGGAGAAUUGAGGUGGAACAGAGGGCAAGUUGAAUAUUGUUUUGGGUCUUUGAGCCAUAAUUUUUUUAAGAUUUGAAUCACUCGUGUCUUCUGGGGGAACUUUGCAAGGGGUUCUUUGAUUUGAAUCAUUCGUGACUCCCGGGGUCAUUUUGCAAGGGGGUUCUUGAGUCUCACCUAACAGUUCAGAUUAUGACAUGGCAAUGGCAAAGUUGGAGACAGGUAGUAUGCUCAAUAAAACUUCCCCUGGUUUGGGUGGAAAAAAUGGUCUUUAUUCAACCAAUGGCGUGCAUGAGUUACUUGAGUGCCCUGUCUGCACAAAUUUGAUGUACCCUCCUAUUCAUCAGUGUCCAAAUGGUCACACAUUAUGUUCAGACUGCAAGAUUAGGGUGCACAAUUGUUGUCCCACUUGCCGCUAUGAACUUGGAGAUAUAAGGUGUUUGGCUUUGGAGAAAGUUGCUGAAUCAUUGGAACUUCCGUGCAGAUACCAGAGUUUAGGCUGUCAUGAUAUAUUUCCAUACUACAGCAAGCUCAAACAUGAGCAACACUGUCGGUUUCGUCUAUACAAUUGCCCUUAUGCUGGAUCUGAGUGCUCUGUUACAGGUGAUAUCCCUACUCUUGUUGGGCAUCUUAAGGAGGAUCACAAGGUUGACAUGCAUGAUGGGUGUACCUUCAACCAUAGAUAUGUUAAAGCAAACCCAAAUGAAGUUGAAAAUGCAACUUGGAUGCUAACUGUCUUUAAUUGUUUUGGAAGACAGUUCUGUUUGCACUUUGAAGCCUUCCAGCUAGGCAUGGCUCCAGUCUACAUGGCCUUUUUACGAUUCAUGGGUGAUGACAUUGAGGCUAAGAAAUUUAGCUACAGUUUGGAAGUAGGCGCAAAUGGCCGUAAGCUGAUAUGGCAGGGAAUUCCUAGGAGUAUCCGGGACAGUCAUAGAAAAGUUCGUGACAGCCAAGAUGGACUCAUUAUUCAGAGGAAUCUAGCUCUGUAUUUCUCUGGUGGGGAUAAGCAAGAACUAAAGUUGAGGAUUACUGGCCGUAUAUGGAAAGAAGAAUGAAGAUCCGGAUAGAUGAUUUGUGUUUAGGUGUACAGUUAAAAACUCUGAGAAUGGCUAGGGUAGCCCCAUGUUGAAGCGUCAAAUGUAUUUCGAUUGGGUUUUUCGUUUAAAGUUGGAGUUUAAGUGAUUGAGCUUGAGGGUAUUUUGCAAACUGAUUUAUCUGCUGACUGCCUGCCCUGGUAAGAUCAGAGUUGCAACCUAGUGUUGGAAAUGGAUAUCUGAAUUAUUCAAUGGGGUUGAUGGAAGUGCAGCAGGAUGUCCCUGUUUUGAAGCAAUAAUUUUGUUUGGUUAUUGUGUAUGCUUUACCCUCAAGACUGACACGAAGUCCUUGGCUUCAUAUGUGUCUAAAUACACCUAUUGCCGUGUAUUUGUACCUAUGUGUUUCUGAUGCAGUGUGGUCAUUAACACCAUAUGGCCUGAAUUGAUGAAUCUAUUCAAGAGAUUUUCUUUUGCUUGGCUUGUUC